AUGAAGUACCUGGUGUGUCUGUUUCUCGUUGGAUGCCAAGUGCUCAUUAAGGGCGAUGAUCUGCUGGAUGCUGAGGAACCUCCUGAGGGAUACUAUGCCUUUAUAGAAUCCCCGUCAGCAGUUCCACCGAAGGUGCGGUCACCUCCCUACACGCACAUCAACAUCGAGUGCAAAGAGGCGACCAACCCGAAGCCCUACGUUUCGGCCAACAAUCUUUGCGGUGAUCUGAACAAGGGCAAAAUUCCGCGCAAUCCAAUGAAGCAAAACGUACUGGGUGAACCAUAUCCCUUUGAGUUGAUCCGUAACCAAACGCUCAAGUUCCUGUCGAAAACGCUACCAGUGCUGAAGGCCGAUGAUACGCUGCCGAAGGUGACGCAAAUAAUUCCGGAAGAGCCCGUGGAGCAGUUCGACGAUAAUGGAAUUGGCCGCCGUAUGGGUAGAGCGAUGCGCGGAGAGGAGGAACGACGUGAAGAGGAUCCUCGAGCUCCUCGUAAGUUCUGCGAUGGUGGCGGUGUGUUCUGUGCGCUUUAUCGUGCGAUCCAGGGUGAACCGAUCACCAGCAAGCUUGUGGCUGAACGACGUGAAGAAGCCGCUGCCUAUCCUCCUCCUCCACGCUACGAAGGACCUCCGACGCCCUGCCCAGCCAAGGUCGAAUACGCGACACCAGUGUUCGCGAAGAACUAUCAGGGAUCGUGGCGGUACGUGGUGCAGAUACCUUACGAAGGUUAUUUCACACAGACCGUGGAGGUGACACGGUGUCUGCAGGCACGCUGUCACUAUUUGGAUGGUGGCUGCUUGUCUUCACCUCGCUGGGUCAGUCUGCUAGUGGCGGAAAUCUUCUAUCCCAACGCGGAGGAAUCUACCACGACGACCACGACAACGACAGCUCCCUCCAUCCAAGACUUCCAGGCGUACCAGCAAUACCUGCAGAAGCGAGCCGGACUACCGACCGACAACGUUUACGACAACACCGGAAGCAGCAUGGCGGCCAAGGCAAACCAGCACUGUGAUGGCCACGAUGAGAUUGGAUGCUUCCAGGUGCGACUAUACUACGAUUGGUUCCUGAUCCCGGGCUCGUGCAAGUGCUGGCGACCGGACUAUUUUGCCAAGUACGUCCGAAAGCGACCAACGCCGGAUCUGUAAAUCCUGCCACUUGAUCCUGUACGGCUCUAUACGGCGAGCCUCACAACCUGAGUUUACGUAGGAAACAACGGCCGCUGUUCCAGAAAUUAUUUAUUAUUUAUCGUCUAAAACCCCCUCCCAGUCAUCCGGAAA
This is a messenger RNA of Anopheles darlingi, 1275 nucleotides long. RefSeq lists its product as uncharacterized. The record is from RefSeq and is a predicted model, not a curated record. Gene Ontology annotation, molecular function: Toll binding; growth factor activity. Gene Ontology annotation, cellular component: extracellular region. NCBI's taxonomy places the organism in Eukaryota, Metazoa, Arthropoda, Insecta, Diptera, Culicidae. The coding region runs from base 1 to 1143 and encodes 380 amino acids. The transcript is spliced from 6 exons. Gene Ontology annotation, biological process: regulation of Toll signaling pathway; innate immune response; central nervous system formation.